AGAAACCAGACGACAUUCAUCAUCACCUCCAAUCACCUCUCUCUCCAACAUAGUGGCUCCACCAUACAGAAGAAAACAAAAACCAAGGAAAGGAACAAAAUUAUUGUAAUCUAUCAUGGCCGCUUUGUUCGGUUUAUCACGAACCAUUGGCAUUGUUGCAAACAAUUGUUUAAAACGUGUCAAUCCCGGAUUAUUUGCUAAACAUCGAUUUACACAUCCUCAACCGUUGUCGCGAUCGUUCGCCGGCCCAAUACGUUACGGACUUCCAUGGAUACCAAAGAUACCGGACCAUCAGACAGAAGUGGAAGACACAACGAUAGUUGAUGACAAGUUAACCGAAGAUGUUGUGAAUGCAGUCAAUAACCAAGUAAGCACAGGCACAACAAGUAGGCUGUUUGCAGUGGUACACAUUUGUGGCAAGCAAUUCAAAGUGACGGAUAACGAUUUGAUAGUGAUCCAAGGUUAUUGGCCACCGAUGCCUGGUGAUCAAUUAAAACUUGAGAAAGUAUUGCUUGUAGGCAGUACAGACUUUACUCUGGUUGGUCGACCGCUUCUUAAUCGAGAAUUAGUCAGCGUAGAUGCGACUGUAAUCGAGAAGACAUUUUCCAACACAAAAACAAGAUUUCGUAUGAGAGCGAGAAAGCAAUACAAGCGUAUACAUUUUUACAGAAUACCUCACACGAUGGUGAGAAUAAAUUCGAUAAGAAUCAAUGGAAACAUUGACGACAAAAAAGAGGUUGAAGGUUUGGAUAGAGUAUAUUAAUUUAAUACUAAUAACUAUUGCGAUUGGUUAAAGUAAUCGUGAAACUCAUAUUCCCUCAGGAUUUUUGUAAAUAUCCUCUAGCAAUAAACUGUAUAAAAAAAUGUUCUAUUACAAAAAUACAACAAAAAUUGACGAUCAAA
Venturia canescens is the source of this 903-nucleotide messenger RNA. RefSeq names its product mitochondrial ribosomal protein L21 (gene mRpL21). The coding region runs from base 116 to 763 and encodes 215 amino acids. Gene Ontology annotation, cellular component: mitochondrial large ribosomal subunit; ribosome. NCBI's taxonomy places the organism in Eukaryota, Metazoa, Arthropoda, Insecta, Hymenoptera, Ichneumonidae. Gene Ontology annotation, biological process: translation. The record is from RefSeq and is a predicted model, not a curated record. The transcript is spliced from 4 exons. Gene Ontology annotation, molecular function: structural constituent of ribosome; RNA binding.